This is a messenger RNA of Passer montanus (Eurasian tree sparrow), 738 nucleotides long. Its product is annotated as tetraspanin-18-like. Bases 1 to 738 code for a protein of 245 amino acids. Lineage: Eukaryota; Metazoa; Chordata; Aves; Passeriformes; Passeridae. Gene Ontology annotation, cellular component: membrane. The transcript is spliced from 7 exons. The record is from RefSeq and is a predicted model, not a curated record.
AUGGGUGUGCUGAGCUGCAUGAAGUACCUGAUGUUCAUCUUCAACGUGCUGGUGUUUGCGGGGGGAACAUGCCUGGCAGGCAUGGGAGUCUGGGUGGCCGUGGACCCGGCUGGUUUCCAAGACAUCGUGGCCACCAGGGCCGUGCUGAGCGCAGGCGCGUGGCUGCUGCUGGCCGUGGGCAUCGCCCUGUCCCUGCUGGGCUUCCUGGGCUGCUGUGGGGCCCUGCGCCGGAGCCGCCCGCUCCUGCUGCUGUUCUUCAUCCUCGUCAGCCUCGUCUUCCUCAUGCAGCUCAUUGGGGCCGUUCUCUUCCUGGUGCACUGGAAACAGGUCCAGCCUGAGCACUUCCUGUCUGAGCUGCAGAGGAACUAUGCUGGGGACGAGGGUGCUGAGGUGUUCUCCACAGCCUGGAAUACUCUGAUGGUCACGUUCUCGUGCUGUGGUGUUUUAGGACCUGAAGACUUUGGGAAUGGCUCCCGCUUCCAGGAGCUGCACCCAGGGAUGCCAUGGCCACGGGCAUGCUGUGCGCGGGAUGGGCUUCUGCAGGUGGGAGAACUCCUGGGCUGGGAGCAGUGCCAGGACAGAAGCCCUGGCUACAUCCAUGAGCAGGGCUGCUUCUCUACCUUCGGCAAGACCCUGCAGAGGUACAUCUCCCUCCCUGGGACCUGCAGCUUAGCUGUGCUAGGCAUUGAGAUCUUUGCCAUGUUCUUCGCCUUCUGCCUUUACUACAACUUUGACUGA